Messenger RNA from Cryptococcus wingfieldii CBS 7118, 414 nucleotides. RefSeq lists its product as hypothetical. The transcript has 2 exons. The coding region runs from base 1 to 414 and encodes 137 amino acids. The record is from RefSeq and is a predicted model, not a curated record. NCBI's taxonomy places the organism in Eukaryota, Fungi, Basidiomycota, Tremellomycetes, Tremellales, Cryptococcaceae.
AUGCGGGCGAGCCAGGAGCUGGAAGUGCUGUGGCAGAGGUCGGGAAAGGUGACGGACUUUUCGGAGCGGGCGGUCGCAGAGGCGGAUUCCUUCGCAAAGGGGAUGACGCAAAAGGUGACGGGUCCAGGGGUGGAAGGAGAGGGCGUCUCGUUGGAAGGCGAGCUGGGCCGUUAUUUCCCCACAGCCACGCCAGCUACACCUUCGUCAUACCUGUCACCAGAUGCUGAGAAGAAUGAUGGCAAGAAGACCCAGCAGGGGUUGCAUGAUUCAUGGUUGCGCAUGAACACGUUCCAAUCGCAGCUGCUCAACAUGGGCAUCCCGAUGCGGGCGAGGGAGGAUAUGGAAGAAGGUAUAGGGGAUGACUGGUGGGCAAAGACGUUAGGGAACAAAAAUCUAUACAACACUUGGAUAUGA